UUUUGAAUGACUUGAUAAGUGACGGUUUUUUAGGUGAGACGAUCAGAAAAAAGAGAUCAUCAUGCAAACUUCAACGGAAACCAAAAUGCUUCAAGACAAGCAGCAACAACUCAACGCGACUAAGCCAACUUCAAAUGAGACUUCAUUGAAAGGCAGCGCUGCAACCGCCACAAUUAUCCAAGACAACUUGCUGCAACGAUCCAUCCAAAAUGUAGCGCUGACGCUGCAAAACGCUAUGAUAAGUUCGUUGCAGCAAGCUGCGCUGUUGCCUGUUAACAGCGCAGCUGCAGCAGCGUUAAAUUUGCAAGCCUUGGAAAGCUAUUUGACUUUGCAAAGGCUUACAACAGUGUCUGCCAAUGCAAAUGAUUGGCCUUCUACAACUUCAGCUGUUGCAACAAAAGUUGUUGAAGCACCUCCUGCAAAAAGCGACAUUUUAAAAAUAGCCGCAAGUACUGCAAAAAUCACUGAAGAAGCUAGCGAAGAUACUAACAACACUAGCCUAACUGAAGAUGUUGAACUAUCAGAAGAAGUUGAGGAAGAUCUAGCUUUGCUAGAUCACGAAGAAGCUUUGAACAAUUUUUCAUUGUCUUCUAGCCCAGUUGAUACAAGCUACCCUUCAAUGAUAAUGAAUAAUAUUUACAGCAAUAAUUCGCCUACUUCAACUAGUAGUAGCACUACAGUAGCCACAAUAGCUAGCGGCGUAGCUUUGGGCAGGCAAAAAGGCACCAUACGUCCAAAAAAGCAGUUUAUAUGCAAAUUUUGCAAUAGACAAUUCACCAAAAGCUACAAUUUGUUGAUCCACGAAAGGACCCACACUGACGAGAGACCUUACAGUUGUGAUAUUUGCGGCAAGGCUUUUAGACGACAAGAUCACUUACGAGAUCAUAGAUACAUCCACUCCAAAGAAAAACCGUUCAAAUGCCAGGAGUGCGGCAAAGGGUUUUGCCAAUCGAGGACUUUGGCUGUCCAUAAAAUUUUGCACAUGGAAGAGUCUCCGCACAAGUGUCCAGUAUGUUCCAGGUCGUUUAAUCAACGCUCGAAUUUGAAAACUCAUUUAUUAACUCAUACGGAUAUUAAGCCUUAUAAUUGUUCAGCGUGCGGUAAAGUAUUUAGGAGAAAUUGCGACUUGAGGAGGCACAGUUUGACUCAUAAUUUAGGGGCCAGCGCUAGUGCCACUGUAACCUCGGAAAGUCAAAAGUUUAGUAUAGAAUCUAUAAUUGAUAAUAAGGGAGAUGAAGCAGAUUAAAUGUUUUAAUAAAUGGAGUUUUGUAUGUAAAUACUUGAGGAUCUCGUACCUAUAUAUUUUUUCAUUGUCACACUGUUAAAAUUGAACAGGGUAAAUAAGCUUUUUCUCUAUAGCAAAAUUUUUUGUGAUGUGGUUUAUUGAAUCUCUUUUAAUGUGGUGUCACACAUUGCGUUUUCACCGCUACGGUUUGCUGGGAUGGUGUAAGCCUAUUGUACAUAAACGGAUCCUGCUGGGAUAGUGACACAAGUAAAGUUCAUCCGGUCAAAACGCAUCCCUUCUAGCUGCAGCGUUAAAAACGCAUAAUGUGACAUUGCACUUAGUUCGUAAGAUAUUUUUAUAUGUAUUUUUUUUUUUGUGGUGUAGCAUAUUAUUUUAGUUUUUUUUUGUAGAUGUUUGUGUAAUAAACAUUAUAUUUUUUAGGAAAAUGUUUGUUGUUUUUUUUAUUGAUUAUUAGAAAGUUUUAUUUAUCAUCAAUGCGGGCUUUAUAGUCGGAGAAUUUAUUUAAUUGAUCUUUGACCGCAAUAAUGUUCUUGCAACAAUAAUAAUUGCUUCCUAAUAAAUUUUCAACGCCUUCCAA
Molecule: messenger RNA, 1823 nt
Organism: Ceutorhynchus assimilis (cabbage seed weevil)
Lineage: Eukaryota; Metazoa; Arthropoda; Insecta; Coleoptera; Curculionidae
Source: the annotation of a GenBank genome assembly